Messenger RNA from Anisakis simplex (herring worm), 1833 nucleotides. The record is from the annotation of a GenBank genome assembly. Lineage: Eukaryota; Metazoa; Nematoda; Chromadorea; Rhabditida; Anisakidae.
AUGGAUACACUGAAAACAAGCAGUGAUGCGAGGAAAGAGUUCUCGAAUGAGGAUCUCCUUCGACUCUUGUCCUACCUAGAAGGUGAACUCCAAGCCCGUGAUAUUGUCAUCGCUGCUUUAAAGUCAGAGAAAGCGAAACAAUUAUUGUACCGAGCCAAAUAUGGGCGCUUGAAUGGCGAUGAUCCUUUGAAUGCGCUACAGCGAGAUUCGAAUCUAUCCGGUGUUGAGGGUGAACUGAACGAGACUCAGAUCAGUCAGAUGUACGAAUCACAAUUGUCACAACUCGAAAGGUUAAUAGCAGUGCAACGCCGGUGUCAUUUACGAUCAAAACAGGUAAUUGAGCUAGUGAGAGUAGCAGCAGCAUCUUCGGAUGCGGCACAUGGUGAUGAUUUGUGUGCGUUACUCGAGAACGAACGCACAAAACUAAGGCAGCAGUUGGAAUACGAACAGAAAGAGAGCGAUAAAACGAAGAAGGAGAUUGAAAAACUGGAAAAGAAGUUACUGGAUGAGAAGGAUCGUCACAAGUCGAUGGUGUUGUUCUUGAUCAAUGAACGUAAGCAGAUGUUGGUGAAGAUGCACGAACUGAGGAUGCAAUCGGAAAAUACGGGUAAGUCAGUGAUAAUCAUCUGUUUGCGACGGACUAGCACUCAACAGGAGAAUGUGCUACUGGAUGAGAUGCGAACUGAACUGACAACGGUUAGGAAGGAACGUGAUCAGCUUCGAACGGCUCUGAACUCAGCCCGUCAAGAGGCACAAACUCUUAAAGAGGCAGUACGAAGUCUAGAGGAAGAUUUAGCAGUGAUGUGUAAUAAUAUGAUGAGUGGUGCUGGCGCUGGUACUGUUCCGAACUCAAGGAUACAUGCCAAUAAUGUACGUCUACUGCCCGAUGGCUCUGUGGUGUUAACGAAUAAAGCAGCCAGUGCAUCGUCAGCAUCUAACGUGCUCGUAUCGACUAGCAGGACUAGUAGUGCAUCAACGAAUCAGUCAUCUUCGUCCUCGUCAUCCACAUCCUCCCUGAAUCGUCCAGUGGAUAUUCGCUCGAUAUCGUCCACCACUACCACCACCAAUAGAAGCAGGUUAUCGAGCUCAUCGAGUUUCCCGUCAGAUGAGCGAACGAACAGCAGUACAAGUGGUGGCAGCAGUGCCGUGAAUAAUAUCCACCUAAACAGUAGUUCACAACCGAGUCGUGUACCACUCCCAACAAUGCCCUUGUCUUCAGCAGCUGCUGCAACAAUACCACCGUCACCAACCAGGCGUCAUAUAAUCACGAAUCCGCCGCCAUCGUCAUCGAAUGCGAAUCGAUCUCGACAAAUCGCGUCUGCAACUUCCACUGGCAAUCACCACCACCAUCAUCACCAAUCCUCAACAUCAUCCACAAGAAAUGUGGCACCAACGGCAGCCCCAGACCCGACCCUAAUGCCCCCUUCACCAGUGUCGUAUCAGCGUCGAGAACAACACCAUCAUCACAGUAACAACAAUAAAACAGCGUAUGCGACCGAACCCGAAAUCGAACAGCUCGGUGCAGUGAUCCAAUCGAUGAAUUCCACAUCGUCAUCGUCCUCUUUAUCCUCGUCGAAAAGCAGCAAGAGAAAUGUGUCAGCAGUAUCUCAAAGCAUCAAUCAACAACCUGCAGUACAACAUCAUCACAGUCAGCCACAGCAUCAGAUGAACUCGAAUUCUGCGAAACACUCUAGUGCGCCACCCUCUUCAACUGUAUCACCAAACGUUCAGCAGUCGUCAUCGUCAUAUAAUAAAAUAAGUACACCGAAACGAAGUGUUCUUUUCAAAGCGUUUGGAGUAUCUUGCAGGAGUGCGGAUAGUAGACACGACUGA